This is a messenger RNA of Cheilinus undulatus (humphead wrasse), 2847 nucleotides long. It is a transcript of the gene klf9, whose product is annotated as Kruppel-like factor 9. Bases 436 to 1119 code for a protein of 227 amino acids. The record is from RefSeq and is a predicted model, not a curated record. Gene Ontology annotation, biological process: regulation of transcription by RNA polymerase II. The transcript has 2 exons. NCBI's taxonomy places the organism in Eukaryota, Metazoa, Chordata, Actinopteri, Labriformes, Labridae. Gene Ontology annotation, molecular function: DNA-binding transcription factor activity, RNA polymerase II-specific; RNA polymerase II cis-regulatory region sequence-specific DNA binding.
AUUGUUUCUUGGAGUUCGAGAGGAGCUUCUCGCAGUGAAAUAGGACAAGUUGACGCAUGUGUGGCAGCGCAAAGAAAGGCGGAAUAAACGCAGACGCGAUAGCUUAGUGGAAAAGCGCAGUGUUUUUAUUGACCCGGCGGUCAGAGAAAGAUUCAGAACUAAAGGAGGAAGGAGAGAGGAGGAACCGGGAGCGUUACAUGCUGCUAUCUUUACCGUGGGGGUGUUUAUUUCUCCACCCUGCACCCUGAACGAGAAAACGCAGCCUUUGCGGAAUAGUCACAUUGAAGACGACACGUGUGGAUGGUUAACCACAUGUUUCCUGGGAGGACUGAGGGCUGAUUGCCUCUAACGAUCCGUUUUAUCGGGUAAAUUUUCUAAAGAGCUACUUUAGAUUUAUCUCCCCUUUCUCUCUUUCUUUCUUUCUCUUCUGUGGAGAUGUCGGAGGUCGAGCUCUCUGCAGACUGUGUCCCCACCAGAACACCGGGGCGGACAGAGGACAUUUUGAAAGAGACCCCUGAGAACAGGACUUUACUCAUGGUGGCUAUGAUUUUAUUGGACUUGAACAAAUGCAGACCUAACGUCGGAGGAGGCGGCAGAUGUCUCGGAGGCAGCGGCGCCGGCUCGGUGGAGAAGGAGCGGGGGAGUUGCCGGUUGAACGCCGGGGACAGCCAGAGGGGCUCGGUGCCACCCAAACAGUCCCGGAACAAGAGGGCGGCGACGGAGGUGGUAGCCGUGAGACAGGAGUGUCCCGAGAAGAGACACUGCUGCCCUUUCACGGGCUGUGGGAAGAUGUACGGCAAGUCAUCCCACCUCAAAGCCCACCUAAGGGUGCACACUGGUGAGCGCCCAUUCGAGUGCACCUGGCCAGAUUGUGGUAAGAAGUUCUCCCGGUCAGACGAGCUGACACGUCACUACCGCACACACACGGGUGAGAAGCGCUUCAACUGUCCGCUGUGUGACAAGUGCUUCAUGAGGAGCGACCACCUGACCAAACAUGCCCGGCGACACGCAGGCUUCCAUCCCAGCAUGCUCCAGGGCUGCGGCGCGGCCAAGAGACGCCGCUGCUCCGUAUCCGUGUCCUCCUCUGACUCCGGAGACCAAAGCCCAUCUGGGGUGUGAGAAACACCCACACAGUGUACAUAGAUACAUAAAGGAACAUGCAUUAGAGUGAGCCUUGUACAAACACAGGCACGGCCACGUGUGUGAUGUGUGCACCUUUACAUAAAUCCUGUCCAGACAGACAAACCAAGCAGACCACUAUUCAGAAAGUUUGUUAAUGCAUGUUAGAAUAUGCAACAGCAAACAAUCAUUAAUGAGAAGCCACUGUGGUCAAAGCAGAGCCUCCCCCUCUCAUUGCAUGAGGUGAUAGGUUUAUAUUUGGGCUUAUUUAAUGCCUGUCACACAGGUUCCAGUUGCUUUGCCUUUUUUAAUUCUUUAAUUUGCUGUGUAUAGUUUUUCUGAAAUCAACCUGCAAUCCAAGAGGCAUUCAUGUACAUACACAUUUUUAGACACUACAUGUGCUCACUUAGCAGCACAGCCAUCAUUUACAAUAGAACAAUAGGAAAUACUGCUUAAGUGAAUAUCAUUGUUGCACACAUACACUCAUAAAUGUGCAGUUGCUCUCCUGUCAAGGACAAGGCGAAUGUACAGAAUAGCAACAGUAUUAUCAUGUAAAUAGAUGAAAACAGAGUAUCUUUUGGAUGGAUUAUAUACUCAGUAUACUGUAGUUAAAUGUUAUUUAGAGAGUAAUAAGAAAAAGCUAUUAUAUAGAGAAUUACAGAAUGUUGUAUGUUUGGCUAUGGACUUAGUAAGUCAGAUAUAUUGUGAGCUUAAAUGUAUAGGCAGCGUGUUGAAAGCUUCAUGUUGUGACAUAAUGAUAUACUUGGAAAUAAGCACACCAUAAUACCUUUGGAAAGACGAUAUUACACAUACACAGGUGUUGAUCAUCAGCCUUGAGUUGUGGUAACAGUGCAGGAAAACACAACAGGGUCAAACGUUAGAAGUAAACACUUCUUCUUCACUUGAACACUUUUUAAGGUAAAGAACAUAAUUCAUGUUAAGUUAAAGUCUGUAAACUGUAAACAAGGACGUCUGUGCCUUCAGGGGUUUUUGUACCAGAGAGGAAUUUCUACACUUUCAAACUGUGGACAAACUACCUAAACAAACAUUGUCACAUUCUUUUUGUUGACUGUCUCAUUCGCCAACAGUGCCGGCUGCUGCACAUCGAAACACUUUACUCUGUAUCUGGACUGCAUCAUUUCAGGGAAUAAUGCGGUGCAAUGUCAUACCUAGCAGAAUCACACCCCCUGGUGGUGACGUGGAAGCACAACAUUUCUCACAACAGAAUUCCAUACUUUUUUGAAUUUUCUGUCCGUUUGAGGCCCGCUCUAAUGAUAGCUGUGUUUAUAAAUCAAUUAACUACAUUGUGCUGCGUGUUUGUAUGUAUUUGUUUGGUACAUUUUUUUAAAAUAUAAUCUUUUAUAAUAGAAAUGAAGAGACAAGAGGUCUUACUCGUCAGCUACAGGAGCCGCAAGCAUUGUUUAUAUUCUGAGUUUUCUUUUAUACGUGCCACAUAACGCAUUACAGCAUCCAGGCAGAGUGUAAACUGAGGUUUCAUUCUUAAUGGACUAAAAUUAUAAACAUUUGUAAAGUGAAUUCUGUUUUUAUUUGUUGCCAUUUUGACAACUGUGAUUAGAUGUUGGUGCCUUUCAGGUUGAAGCCGUUACUUCUGAUGCUACUGUACCGUAAUCAGGGACUGUCUGUGCAGACCCAUAUCAUUGCAAUAUACAUGACUGUGUAAUAAUUACUGCUCAACAGUUUUAACAUUAAAAGGUUUUUUCUUUCUAA